AUGUCACUAAGUUAACUGUCAGGAAAGCAGGGCAUAAAUUAUGCAAAACUCAGACAUAAAAAGUCUCCAAAUGAUUAGUAGUCAUUUGGGUUAUUUGAAGACAUGAACAGAAACAACUUAUAAUACAUUGAGUCUUUGAUCUAGAAACGCAAACCUAGUGUGGAUCUGAAGCAUCAAAGAGCCAAGUCUACUCUCGACAACAAGUAACAUUCAUACAGACAUGGUACUCCCAUCAAUGAUAUGGAGGAAUUGGAAGGAGAAAAACUAUUUGAUUAGUUUUUUAAAUUGAACAACUCCAGGAGUGACAGUGAUUUUAUGAAGGAAUCAAUACAAAGAGACAGUGUGAAUAAGAAUAAUGAGAGUGACUUUCUUAAGUUUGUUGAGAAUGCUAUUGAAUAUCACAAACAUUCAGAUGUUAGAUUUUUCAGACUUUCAGUUAAUAAAUAAUCUCAGUUGGAAUAAAAAUUAAAAGAAACUACAUUAUCAAACAGAUUGCUAGCUAAUUAAUUAAACUAAUACAAAUAGAAGGAGAUUGAUCUCAAAAGUAAGAUCAAAAUGAUGCAGAAGGAAUUUACAAUUUAAUAUUAAAAACUAGUUUAAUAAAAUGCUUGGCUUGAAGAAUUGCUAGCCAAACAGAAAAUAGACAAUCAAAAUUCAUUGUUGGCUGUUAAGAAGACUGUAGAGAUGUUAUAGAUCAAAUGCAAAUGUCAAAAAGGAAAUCAAUUAUGUGACAAAAUAUUGAGAGAUGUUAAGAAUCAGGAAAGAGUAAGACAACAAUAUGAGUGGGAGGAUGAAUCCAAACCAACCCACUCCUCUUCGGAGUUAAGUAACAACACUUAGGAAGAAGAAUUAGAGGAUUCUACUGACUUCAAUUAUUAACUCUAUGAUAAGAACCGAAGGAAGUCUAUUUCAAAGGUUUGUCACAACUCCAUCUAGUCAUCCGAAGAGCAAUAGGAGUAAUUAGUUUAAAGCUUCAUUAAUGGGAAAAGCAAGAAUCUUAGAGAGUUCCCCAAGGACAUGUUUCUCAGAAAAAAACAAACACCAGAUCCUUAUUAUAUUGAGGAAGAGAAUACCAUCAAUAGUAACUGA
Molecule: messenger RNA, 1089 nt
Organism: Paramecium tetraurelia
Lineage: Eukaryota; Ciliophora; Oligohymenophorea; Peniculida; Parameciidae
Exons: 2
Source: RefSeq, a predicted model, not a curated record